AUGAGGAUAAUCCAGAUAAACCUCAACCAUUGCGAAGUAGCGCAAAGCCUCCUCGAGCAAUAUGCGAGAGACAAACGCGUAGACGUGGCUCUAAUAAGCGAGCCAUUUAGAAAAACAAGGAGCCAAAACUACAUUUUGGACUCCACGCAGAGUGCGGCAAUCUGGGUCUUCGGCACCCAACCAGAAAAUACAUUCGCCGGCGAAGGCUUUGUCCAAGCCAAGGUGAAUGGCAUCUGGCUGAUAAGCUGCUACUUACCGCCGCGUCUCACACUCCAGCAGUUUGGACGCACGCUAGACGAGGUGGCCGAAGCGGCUAGACCCAUAACCGAUGUGAUAGUGGGAGGAGACUUCAACGCCUGGGCAGAGGAAUGGGGGUCAGCCCUCACCAAUGCAAGAGGCCGAUCGCUCCUGGAAACCUUCGCGACCCUGGAUGUGGCCCUGCUAAACACAGGCUCCCGGCACACCUUCAGCAGAGCAGGAUGCGGCUCGGUGAUAGAUCUCACAUUUUGCAGCAGCAGGCUCUUCAGGAGGACGACGUGGGCCCUCAGCGAUGAGUACACUGGCAGCGACCACAAAUAUAUUAUCUGCGACACCUCAAACGGAGCAAGAGAAACGCCAGGCUCGAGACCUAUAAGGUUCAACCCAGCGACGCUGCACACCCAAAGGUUCGCGCAAGGAAUAAGGAUGGAAGACCCGAUCGGAGACGCGGAAGACGGUGCGCAACAUAUAAUGCUGGCGGUGGAGCAGGCAUGCCGAGCUAGCAUGAAGCUCAGCAGAAACCAUUCCCGACACCAUGAACCGGUCCUAUGGUGGUCGCCGGAGAUUGCCGAGGCGAAACGGGAAUGCCUCCGAGCUCGAAGGCUUCACCAAAGAGCCAGGGGAAGACCGGACUUCGAGCCCAAACGGCAGGAGUUCGCCGACAAGAGGAGAGCUCUAAAAACCCUUAUAAAGGAGGCAAAAAAACGGUGUUUCCUGGAGAUGUGCGACGCCGCUGAACAGGACCCGUGGGGAACGGCAUACCGGACGGUGGUCAAGAAGGCCAAGCAAGCCAAGCCUUUACCACCACGAGAACCCCAAACGAAUGGAGACCAUGCGGUGACUAUGCGGUGA
Drosophila ananassae is the source of this 1110-nucleotide messenger RNA. RefSeq lists its product as uncharacterized. The record is from RefSeq and is a predicted model, not a curated record. Gene Ontology annotation, molecular function: catalytic activity. Bases 1 to 1110 code for a protein of 369 amino acids. Lineage: Eukaryota; Metazoa; Arthropoda; Insecta; Diptera; Drosophilidae. The transcript has a single exon.